Botrytis deweyae is the source of this 1512-nucleotide messenger RNA. RefSeq lists its product as uncharacterized. Gene Ontology annotation, molecular function: lyase activity. The coding region runs from base 1 to 1512 and encodes 503 amino acids. The transcript is spliced from 2 exons. Gene Ontology annotation, cellular component: periplasmic space. The record is from RefSeq and is a predicted model, not a curated record. NCBI's taxonomy places the organism in Eukaryota, Fungi, Ascomycota, Leotiomycetes, Helotiales, Sclerotiniaceae.
AUGGCUCACACACUCCUUUUCCAACUUUUUCUUUUUGUAAAUACUACAUUUGCUUUCGUUCACCCUGGCCUCCUAGUAUCUGAGACCGACAUCACUCGCAUCAAAUCCAAACUCGCUCAAAAACUCGAUCCAUGGCAAAGCUCAUGGGAUAAACUCACCAGCAUUUCCUACGGUCAAUCAAACUACACAAACAAUGCUGUCGCGCGCGUUUAUCGCGAUGCUACUGCUGAUAUAACCGCCAACGCCGAGCUUCUCUGGCACGAUGCUGCCGCAGCCUUCGCACUUGGGUUGCGAUGGAAAAUAGAGGGGGAUGCUCAGUAUGCUGAAGCUGCAGCGGCCAUUCUCACUGCGUGGGGAGAAAAGCUAGAGAAUUUCGAUGAUGAGGGUGUGGAUGAUCAGUAUCUUACAACUGGUUUGCAAGGUCAUGAAUUGGCAAAUGCUGCAGAACUCAUCCGAGACUAUGCUCCUUUUGCGGACAGCGGUUUGGCUACUUUCACUUCCAUGUUUGAGAGGACUUUCUUGGCGAAGAAUCUAUAUUUCCUCAACCAUAGCGCUGGAUCCGAACAUAAUGUCAAGCAUUUCUUUGCCAACUGGGAACUUUGCAAUAUGGCCUCUGUGAUGGCAUUUGGUGUUUUGACAGACAAUUCCACACUAUUCGACUACGCAGUCGAUUAUUUCAAGACUGGAUCUGGAAAUGGUGGAAUCAACAAUUGUAUUUCGAAUCUCGUUACGGAGCCAGAGACGGGAAAAAUCAUGGGACAACCCCAAGAAGCUGGACGUGAUCAAGGACAUACCGGGCUUGAUUUUCAGUUGCUUGGAGUUCUUGCACAGCAGGCCUGGAAUCAGGGCGAGGAUCUGUAUGGUUUCAACAAUAGCAAGAUUUUACUAGGUGCGGAAUACUACGCGCGUUACAACCUCAACAACGAUGUUCCCUUUGAACCCUACACCAACGGCAUAGUAUCCUACACCGAAGUCAGCGACGAUUCGCGCGGCUCCUACCGCCCCACAUGGGAAUUACUCUACGCACAUUACGGACAAAUCAAAGGCGUCGACGCGCCCUGGACAAAAGAAUACAUGAACUACACCGUCACCACGAUGGGUGGUUUUGAGGGCGGAGCAGGUUCCUGGGGCGAGGGAUCAGGUCAUUACGAUAGUCUUGGAUGGGGUUCUUUACUCUAUCAUUUAGAUCCUGAGGAUAUCGCUACGGCGGGUAAUAAUGCUCUCGCGGCUUCAAAUUCUACGAGCACCACUAUUGCGACUGCUUCCAUAUCGACUAGCGCCCCAAGCUCGACAGCUUCUGUGGCAUAUUCGAGCUCUGUUACUUCGAAAGAAGCAAUUGCAACGACAGUUUCAGUAGCUAGUUCUGCUAGUACUCUACAAACUGUUGUUAUUCCCACAACAUCCGUUCUUGAAUCCGCUUCUCCAAGUCUCACAAGCGUAACCGUAGUUUCUACUCCAACUGCAACUGAAGGAGAAGAAGAGGAUGAUGAUGAAUGUUUUGAAAUGGAGUAG